AUGGCUGCGGCGUCGGCUCUGGUGUCUGAGGACAGUCUUCUUUGUCCCGUCUGUCUGAGUGUGUUCACUAAACCUGUGUCGAUUCCCUGUGGACACAACUUCUGUAUGAACUGUAUCACAGACUACUGGAGCACCCUGUCUGUACUCCAAUGUCCACUGUGCAAAGAGACGUUUUACACCAGGCCGUUGCUUCGGGUUAACCCUGUCAUUGCUGAAAUGGCAGAAAAGGUUAAAAAAUCUCUUCAAGAAAUGUUGAGUUCAGCUGAACGAGCAGGACAUGAAGACGUGCUCUGCAGCAUCUGUGCAGGGUCCAAGGUCAGAGCCCUGAAGUCCUGUUUAAUGUGUUUACUGUCCUACUGUCAAACACAUCUGGAGCCUCAUCAGAGGAUUUCAGCUUUGAAGAAACACAAGCUGAUCGAUCCAGUUCAGAACCUGGAGAGCAGAAUAUGUCGGGAUCACGGUGAGCCUUUGGAGCUGAUCUGCAGACUGGAUCAAAGGUUUCUGUGUCAGUCCUGUAAAUGCAGUGACCAUAAAACACAUGAAACAGUGAGUCUGGAGGACGAGGCUGAGAUGAGGAAAUCCCAGCUGAGAUUAGACAAUAACAGCAUGGAUCAGAUGAUCCAGGAGCGUGAGCAGAAAAUCCAGGAGCUUCAACAGUCAGUGAAGACCAGCAGAAGUAAAGCUGAGGAGGCGUUAUCGUACAGCAGGAAGGUGAUGACCGCUUUGGUGCAGCACAUAAAGACAGAGUUCACCAGACUGUCUGAGACGAUCGAGACGAAGCAGGAAAUAAAUGAGACGGAGGCAGAAAGCUUUAUUGAUGAGCUGCAGGCAGAGAUUACACACAUGAAGAAGAAGAAGCUGCAGUUUCAUGAAGCUUCGCUCAUCAGAGACCCCUUCAGCUUCCUGGAGAACGUCCUCCCUCUUACCUACAAUAAGCCCCAGCUGCAGGACUGGUCUGCUGUGACUGUAACCAGUGACCAGUUCAUGAUUCAGGAGACCCUGGCCGAGCUGGAGACAAAAGUCAGAGAAGAAGUCAGCACGCUCUAUGAUGUAAACUUCAGAGAUGGGAAAGAACAAAGGUAUGAUCUGAAUGUUUUCAUGGCUUGGUCCAGAUUUGGGUUCUCCUUGAAACACAACCAAAGAAACAGAAGUUUGGAACAAGAAUCACUGUUGGAAAAAAAUCCAAACAAGACAAACAGAACCAUCUUACUGGUGGGAGAAACAGGAGCAGGAAAAUCCACACUGAUCAACGCUCUGCUCAACUACACCAUGGGAGUGAAGUGGGAGGAUAGAGUCUGGUUUAUGAUCGCAGAGGAGGAGAGAAGAAGUCAGACAUCAGAUGUGAUCGUGUACGAGAUCUUUGGUUUUGAAGAUGUAACUCUGCCCUACUCUCUGACCAUCAUCGAUACUCCUGGAUAUGGAGACACCAGAGGGAUCGAACAUGAUGACAUCAUCAGUCACAGAUUAUUGGACUUGUUUCGAUCAGAGGAUGGAGUCCAUGAAGUUCAUGCAGUGGGUCUGGUGAUGAAGGCGAGUGUGAAUCGACUGAGUGACCGACUGAAGUACGUCUUUGAUUCAGUGAUGUCUCUGUUUGGAAAGAACUUGGAGAAAAACAUCAUAGCUCUGAUCACACACUCAGAUGGAAGCAGGCCUAAAAACCCUCUUCAAGUUCUUGAAGCUGCAAACAUUAAAUGUGCCAAAAAUGAGGACAGUCAGCCUGUUUACUUCCUGUUUAAUAACUGCCAGCAUGAAGAGCGAAUGGAGGAAAACACAAAUUUUAGAAAUUCAUGGGAACUUACACAGACAAACAUGGAUCAUUUGACAGACUUGUUGGGAAAAUCGAAUCCUCAAAAACUGGUGAAAACAGCCGAAGUGUUAAAUGAACGAAUAAGACUGAAAGCCUGCAUCCAAAACCUGGAAGACAGAAUCGAGCUGGCUGAACUGAAACAGACAGAAAUCAGACAGAUCCGAGAAGCUCUGAAGCAGACGAAUCACAGAAAUAAAAUGGAAAUUGAGAAAUUAUUGAGUCUUUUGGAAAAUCUUGAAAAGGAAAUGAAAGUGUUGACAGCAGAAAAGGAAAAGUGGCUAAGUGACUCCUACCAGCAUGCUGUCAGACUGGAGGAAAUCGCUCUGAAAGCUGAUUCAGCAUCCACUGUUGUCCACUUGGACUUCCUGAUUGAGAAGAUGAAGGAGGAAGGAGACACGGACAAGGUCCAGAAACUGGAGGAGAUGAGGAGAGAGGAUGGAGGAACCAAGAAGCAGUGCAAGCUUAAACGAACACCAUCACCAACAUUGGGAGACCCUUCCCCUGGCAUACGUGAAACAUGUAAAGAACCAUCAGGCAGAUGGUACUGAUGCUGCUCCAUGUUCAGAUGUACACAGAUGUUGAUUGUUGAUGUGGACAUGAGGGCCUCCUUCUAAGACGGGAACAUCAUGUAUGCUUUCAUAUUUUAUCCAGUUACAAAUAUCAAUUCUCAUGUUAAAAAAUACUUAUUAUUGAUAUACAUGUAUUUCACACAGAUAUUUGUACUUAUGCACAUGACAAGUAUUACUACAUAAACUCCACAGUCAGUUAUUAUGCAGAGCAGUGCUGCCAGCUGUGCUGUAAAUGCAGUGAGGGCGCCCCCUGCUGUUUAACGAUCAGUACAACAGUGUGUGAGAACAGCUCCCUGCUGCUCUGACGUCACAAACUAAACUCUGUGUUCUCCACAAUUACAUGUGUUUCUGUCACGUUGUUCUAAUGUUGUUCUACUGUUGUCAGUGUGAGCUUUAUCCUGCUGCUCCUCUCAUGCUGACUCAGUAAACUGGUUGUGGGACAGUAACGGUCACUGACACGAUCCAGAGACAGUCCAACAUGUUGUUGUCUUUCAGUGAGUGCAGAGGAUGUUGGAGACACUGAACUCAGACAAAGUGUGGAAAUAAUCCAACUUUGACUCUUCAGUGUUUCUGAGUCCAGUCCUGAAAU
This is a messenger RNA of Haplochromis burtoni (Burton's mouthbrooder), 2965 nucleotides long. RefSeq lists its product as uncharacterized. The coding region runs from base 1 to 2355 and encodes 784 amino acids. Gene Ontology annotation, molecular function: GTP binding; zinc ion binding. The transcript has 2 exons. Lineage: Eukaryota; Metazoa; Chordata; Actinopteri; Cichliformes; Cichlidae. The record is from RefSeq and is a predicted model, not a curated record.